Messenger RNA from Opisthocomus hoazin, 2992 nucleotides. The record is from RefSeq and is a predicted model, not a curated record. NCBI's taxonomy places the organism in Eukaryota, Metazoa, Chordata, Aves, Opisthocomiformes, Opisthocomidae.
AUGGCAGAGUUUGGAUGGCGAGAUCCCGAGCUUCCAGAAGUUAUACAGAUGUUACAGCAUCAAUUUCCCUCAGUACAGUCCAAUGCUGCAGCCUACUUACAACACUUGUGUUUCGGAGACAAUAAAAUAAAAGCAGAGAUAAGAAGACAAGGCGGAAUACAAUUACUGGUGGACCUAUUGGACCAUCGGAUGACAGAAGUCCACCGUAGUGCCUGUGGAGCUUUGAGAAACUUGGUAUACGGCAAGGCAAACGACGACAACAAAAUUGCUCUGAAAAACUGUGGUGGUAUCCCAGCAUUAGUACGGUUACUCCGCAAGACUACAGAUUUGGAAAUCAGAGAACUGGUCACAGGAGUUCUCUGGAAUCUGUCCUCCUGUGAUGCACUGAAAAUGCCAAUCAUCCAGGAUGCCCUCGCAGUGUUGACCAAUGCAGUGAUCAUCCCUCACUCUGGAUGGGAAAACUCUCCGCUCCAGGAUGAUCAUAAAAUACAACUCCAUUCAUCACAGGUGCUGCGCAAUGCCACUGGGUGCCUAAGGAACGUCAGCUCUGCUGGAGAGGAGGCCCGCCGGAGGAUGAGGGAGUGCGACGGCCUGACGGACGCGUUGCUGUACGUGAUCCAGUCUGCUCUGGGGAGCAGUGAAAUUGAUAGUAAGACCGUUGAAAACUGUGUGUGCAUUUUGAGGAACCUCUCAUACAGGCUAGCUGCAGAAACAUCUCAGGGACAGCAGAUGGGAACAGAUGAACUUGAUGGAUUACUCUGUGGUGAUGCCAAUGGAAAAGACACAGAGAGUUCGGGGUGCUGGGGAAAGAAGAAGAAGAAAAAGAAAUCACAAGAUCAGUGGGAUGGCGUAGGACCUCUCCCAGACUGUGCAGAACCACCCAAAGGAAUCCAGAUGCUGUGGCACCCUUCAAUAGUCAAACCCUACCUCACACUUCUUUCUGAGUGCUCGAAUCCAGACACGCUGGAGGGGGCAGCAGGGGCACUGCAGAACUUGGCUGCUGGGAGUUGGAAGUGGUCAGUGUAUAUCCGCGCUGCUGUCCGCAAAGAAAAAGGAUUGCCAAUCCUGGUGGAACUGCUUCGAAUAGACAAUGACCGGGUGGUAUGUGCAGUUGCUACAGCUUUACGAAACAUGGCCUUAGAUGUCAGAAAUAAGGAAUUAAUAGGCAAGUAUGCCAUGAGGGAUCUGGUCCACCGACUGCCAGGCGCUAACAGCAGCAACAGCUCAGCGAGCAAGGCCAUGUCUGAUGACACCGUUACUGCCAUUUGCUGCACUCUGCAUGAAGUCAUCACUAAAAACAUGGAGAAUGCCAAGGCCUUACGAGACGCAGGCGGCAUUGAGAAACUGGUUGGCAUAUCUAAGAGUAAAGGAGACAAGCAUUCGCCAAAAGUGGUGAAAGCAGCAUCUCAGGUCCUCAAUAGUAUGUGGCAGUACAGAGACCUGAGAAGUCUCUACAAGAAGGACGGAUGGUCGCAGUAUCACUUUGUAGCCUCAUCUUCAACAAUAGAAAGGGAUCGGCAAAGACCCUACUCUUCAUCACGCACGCCCUCCAUCUCUCCCGUGCGCAUGUCUCCUAACAACCGCUCAGCAAGUGCCCCAGCCUCACCUCGGGAAAUGAUCAGCCUAAAAGAAAGAAAAACAGACUAUGAAUCUACUGGAACAAACGCCACUUACCAUGGAAAUAAGGGAGAACACACUUCUAGGAAAGACACCAUGACAGCUCAGAACACUGGAAUCUCAACUUUGUACAGGAAUUCAUAUGGUGCACCUGCUGAAGAUAUCAAACAUAACCAGGUUUCAACACAGCCAGUUCCACAGGAGCCCAGCAGAAAAGACUACGAACCAUAUCAGCCGUUUCAAAACUCAACGAGAAACUAUGAUGAGUCCUUCUUUGAGGACCAAGUGCAUCAUCGUCCACCUGCAAGCGAAUACAACAUGCACCUGGGACUAAAGUCAACUGGCAACUACGUCGACUUCUAUUCAGCUGCUCGUCCCUAUAGUGAACUUAACUAUGAAACAAGCCACUAUCCAGCCUCUCCCGACUCCUGGGUUUGAGACUUGGGCAGAUACAAAAGCUCCAGGAACUGUGCAUGUGCAUGCAUACCACAAGACAUUUUUUUUCCUGCAGAUUUAGUUUGUUAAAGCCUGUUCCAUAGGAAGGCCCAGAUAACCAGUAUGGGAAAAAUUAAGAGAUUUUUUUUUUAGAAGGCUAAAAGAUACGAAAGCUAAACCUGGGAGUAAUUAGAAAGAAAUAUAUAUACACGUAUAUAUAUAUUUUACAGUGUAGGGCAACUUCACUGUUGGCCUGUAGAGUCUAAAGUUUGGUGCUGUGUAUUGAAUGUGGCUGAAAGAAGGAGGGAGAACAUGACAGUGGGUGUGGGUCAAGAGUUAAGCACAAAUAACUGAGCAGCGUACAUACUUUAUGGGGAACAGCUUCUCACACUUUGUUUAAUAUCCUCAUUCAUUGUGAAUCUAGGCUUCAAGUUGCAUUUGGGGUUUCCUCUGUACAGCAAGAUGUUUCUUGCCUUUUGUUAAUGCAUUGUUGUAAAGUAUUUGAUGUACAUUACAGAUAAAAAAACAAACAAGUGCAUUGUGUAUAUUACACCAAUGCCACAGUGUUUCUUCAUCUAUGGUUCUAAAUAUUGCUUCAAUUUCAAAUUUUGAAAGAUGUACGAAUUUCCAGUUUUUUUGUUUCUUUUUCCCCGGUGCGUUUUAACAAAAAAAAAAAAAUCAAAAAAAAUCAAAAAAACAAAAAGGAAUAUUUAGCAGUAUUGUUCGUUCUGAUAUGUGAAUUUGUUUGUGGCAACUAAAAAAAAGGCAUUCAGCAGUUUCUGACAAUUAACAUUCAUCAUUCCACACUCCUUGUCAACAAAGUGCUUUUUCACUGCCUAAAAUUUUAGAUGUAGAUAUUUGAAAUAGAUUUUUUCAUUUAUACCAGUUUUCUUUAUGAUGAUACAGUGUUAAAAGAAAAUAAAUUACAAAUGAUCUGUCA